Molecule: messenger RNA, 525 nt
Organism: Puccinia graminis f. sp. tritici CRL 75-36-700-3
Lineage: Eukaryota; Fungi; Basidiomycota; Pucciniomycetes; Pucciniales; Pucciniaceae
Exons: 5
Coding region: 1-525 (174 amino acids)
Biological process (GO): spliceosomal snRNP assembly
Source: RefSeq, a predicted model, not a curated record
AUGUUUGGCGCUUUCUUUGCGCAUCUUCCGCAGUGUUGGGACUACGAAUUCGACCUCGACGAUCUGACGACUGAAACCAAUCAGAAAACAAAUGAAAUCCAACCUUCUCAAGCAGAGGAUAUCCAAGAACCAAUCAGCGAUCGAGGACAAGAUCCGUGUGUCGUGAUCCCAUUCAAGGAACUCAUCAGCAAGCUCAUCCAUCAGACCAACAACAAUCAACAGAGGCUAGAAGAAGGAAAAGAGAGCCACUCUACGAUGAUCCUCAUCGCCUCCAAAUCUGUCUAUUUUGGCAUUGGUGGCAGCACCCAUUCGUGGGAAGCUAGGUCCAGACCCAGGAUUAUUGUAAAAGCGAGUGCCUACAAGCUGCCCAGUCGCUCCCUACCUCAAUCCGCACGCAUAGAAUGUAAACCAUCAGGACCCAGCAAUUCCUGGAGAAAGAAGUUCAUUACUAGAUUUAUGAACAUGCGUCAAAGUCUUCAAGUCCAGGAACCAUGGCAUUGGGAUCUCACCAAGAAUUUUCAUUGA